UCAAAUUUUUUCUGUUUUGAAAUUUUGCUCUGCUCAUUAUUCAAGCCAAGUGUCAAAUUUUUCAACCUUUUUCCAUUUUCCACCAUCGGAAUUAUCAGAUUUGAAUUGAAAUUAAUAAAUUUUGCACAAUAGUGCAGUAAUUAAUUAUGAAUAUUCUCUUUUUUUGAGGAAGAAAACGACAGUUUUUGAGGAGAAUUCCCGGAACAAGUUUUUCGGCGAAAUAAAAAUAGAAAAAAAUGCAGAGAGAGGAAAAACAAUUGGACGCCUCUUUGGAGGCAAUAAUUGCUCGAGUUAAUGAUUUAAAAUCAUCAAUCGCUGGGAUGAUUUUCAAAUUGGAGCACGAAUAUGAAACACUUAAUUGGCCGAGUUUUCUCGAUAAUUUUGCUCUUAUUUCCGGUCAUUUGACAAGUCUGACGAAAUUAUUGAGUCAUGAAAAAUCGCCAACAUUGAGGAAUUUGACGGUAUUACCAUUGCACUUGAGUCCCGAGAAGGAUGAUGAUUUGAUACGAAUGACCGAGGGAAGAAUAACGGUUUUCGCACACGAUUUGGUGCCCGAUUAUUUGCGAACAAAGCCCGAUCCAAAUGUUGAGGCAAAAAUGACAACAUUGGAAACAAAAGCGGCGAAUCUCAGUUAUGAUUCCGCUCAUAAACAAGUCGCGCAGUAUACAAAAGUAAUUGGACAUGUUUGGGAUAUUGCGAAUAAAGCGCGUGAGGAAUGGGAAAGUGAGGCUGGAACACGUGCGGCACAAGCGCAAACGAGUAGCGCCGCCGAUACACAUGCUCUCGUUGCGGCAAUUGGAAUGGGAAAAGGUCUCAAGUCCGAUUCGGUUCAAAUGGUUCAACCUGGAGUAUCGCCGGGACCUGGAGGAAUGAUGGUCGGAAGACCUGGAAGUCAAGGCCAACCUGGUGGUCAAGGUCCAAUGGGUCAAAUGACAAAAGCACCGAGUACAAUUAAGACCAAUAUUAAAGCAGCCUCGCAAAUUCAUCCUUACGGACGAUAAAAGACUUAAAUAUUAAAAUUUUCCCCCGUAAUUUUUCUUUUUCUUUAAGUACAUAAAAUUGAAACGAACUGAAAUCUUUUUACCGCUUUGAAAAUAAUUAAAAGGCGGCAAAAAAAUGUUCAAUUCUAGAAAAUUUGGGAAAAUUUGUUUAAAAAUUUAAUUUAGAUAAUUUAAUUCAAUAAUUAUAGGUAGUCUAAUUUGUAAAUACAAAGUGCGAUUAACUUUGUCAAGGGAAAGAGAAGGAAAGUAUUAUAAUUUUCUUUUUU
This is a messenger RNA of Leptopilina heterotoma, 1267 nucleotides long. RefSeq names its product mediator of RNA polymerase II transcription subunit 8 (gene MED8). The transcript is spliced from 6 exons. NCBI's taxonomy places the organism in Eukaryota, Metazoa, Arthropoda, Insecta, Hymenoptera, Figitidae. Gene Ontology annotation, biological process: regulation of transcription by RNA polymerase II. Gene Ontology annotation, cellular component: core mediator complex; mediator complex. The coding region runs from base 237 to 1001 and encodes 254 amino acids. Gene Ontology annotation, molecular function: transcription coregulator activity; RNA polymerase II cis-regulatory region sequence-specific DNA binding. The record is from RefSeq and is a predicted model, not a curated record.